AUGACAACGCUUGUCAAGGAACACUCUGAUGUUAUCGUUGACCUUGAUGGAAUUGAAGUGCGGUUGCAGCAGUUACUUCACUACGAUCAGGCAACCAGUUAUAAAAAGCAGAAGGAUUCUCUUCAGAGGGAACUUGAGGCUUUUCUUGGUGCUCUGCCGGGUUUUGUUACUCUCGCGACAGUGACGCCUAGGGACUUGUGUCGCUUCCUGAUCUUUAAAGACAAGCGUGGCAAAACACAGGUACACCUCAAUACGUGUGAAUUUUUGGGUCAGCGUGGUAAACAGUCAUGUGGCUGCCCCUUGAGAUUGUCGUACAAGACUGUGGACUCUUACAUAGGAAAGUUAAGAUCGAUUUUUCAUUCCAUUGGCGGGACGGAGAGUGGGACAAGCGGCUAGGUCUUGGUAACCCAGCCUCUGGUAAAUUGGUCAAAGAUUACCUUCGUCUUGUCACAGCGGAGCAGUUACAGGCCCGUGUUACUCCAAAACAAGCCACGCCAUUCUUUGUGGACAAAUUGACUCAGUUAUCGAAGUAUCUUGAAGGCGAGCUAGCGAGAUCAAAGUCGAAACUUGACCGUUUCAUUAUCGCACGUGACCAAGCUUAUUUUAAGUUGGCGUUCUUUAGUGGGGACCGCCCAGGAGAUCUUGGUCAGGUAAAAGUUCCGGAGAUCCUUCGUUUUCCAAAUGAUGAUGGGUUCUAUUUAAUCAUAUCUGGGGUAAGACUUUGCGGGAUGGUGACAUUAAUGUCGUUGGUGUUCACAGAAAUCCCCAGUCGGUCAUCUGUCCUGUGAAGGGCGUUGAGCAAUAUGUCGAAGUGGCAAGGGAGUUAGGCGUUGAUUUAACAAAGGGAUAUUUGUUUCGUCCGACAACUUCUAAUAAUGGUGUCCAAGAUUCUCCAUUUAGUUCUUCAGCAGCAGAUGCGCGUCUUAAAGUGUAUCUCAAGCAGACGAAAGCUGAUGAUGGUGAGACAUUGCAUGGCUUUCGUUCGGGUUGUGCGAUAACGUUGGCCCUCACAGGAGCGGAUCUGUCUGAGAUUAUGGAACACGUGGGUUGGGCUAGGAGGCAUACCGCCUUAUAUUACCUUCAGCUGGCCAAGGUUCUGAAACAUGAUGGCCCGUCGGGACGACUUGCUACGCCUUCUGCU
This is a messenger RNA of Porites lobata, 1141 nucleotides long. The record is from the annotation of a GenBank genome assembly. NCBI's taxonomy places the organism in Eukaryota, Metazoa, Cnidaria, Anthozoa, Scleractinia, Poritidae.